UAUUAGCUGCUUCUACAAAUCAAAGGGAUAUAUUUGCUAUUAUCAAGAAUGCAUGGGUUUUCUUGAUAUUUCAACAUAUUUGAGGAGCAUAUAUAAUAUUUUUCCAAAAAUAUACAUUAGAAAGUUCUGUUGAUAAAGAUAUAGAGAUUAAAAGUAUUAAAUUUCUUCUAAAGUAGCAAAGGGAAAGUGUAUAUUAACAAAGAUUCAUGGAUCAAUAAAAUAAAGUUUGAGCUACAGUGACUAAAUAGAAACAAUUAAAACAAUCCAAGUCAAUGAUGGAAUAACCCAAGAAUCCAGGAGGGUAGACCACCCCAGAAUGGACAUUGAACGUACUUUUUAAAUGUCCUUUGUGACGGAAAACAGACGUGUGCCCACCAAUGGCAUGGCUCCUUGCCGCAGUGACGCCAUGCAGGCCGCUGUGUGCCAAUUAUGGGCGCCCAAAAGGGGCCAGGAGAGGAUCUGGGCCAACCACGGCGCCUCCAGCAGCGUCGUCACGCACACCGACAGGGGAUGGGACACACACACACACACACACAACUAACACGACACAAUACCACCACAAAACAAGCAACCCAAGCACCAACUAACCAACCUCCCUUCCUCACUUCCUCCUCUUCAGUCCUACUAGUUCAAGGCGAAGUCGCGAAUUGUCCAGAACUACUGAGGCUGGGCGAGCUCUCAAUAUUCCCAGUUCUCUUCUUCUUCUUCUUCUUCUUCUCCCGCUCUUUGUCUCGACCGACGGUUCUUCUUUCGUUUCGUUUCGUUUCGUUUCUUUUGCUUUGGUGGAGUGCGGCGCGAUGGGGCGCCACUUGCUGCUGGUGCUGGGCCUGGUUCUCGCGGCCGGCGUGGUGGGUAGCUUCGGUGCUGCGGAGGAGGCGGCGAAGCUGGGCACCGUGAUCGGAAUUGACCUGGGCACGACGUACUCGUGCGUCGGGGUGUACAAGAACGGUCACGUAGAGAUAAUCGCCAACGACCAGGGCAACCGCAUCACUCCGUCGUGGGUGGCGUUCACCGACAGCGAGAGGCUGAUCGGCGAGGCUGCGAAGAACCAGGCCGCCGUGAAUCCCGAGCGCACGGUGUUCGACGUGAAGCGGUUGAUCGGGCGGAAGUUCGAGGACAAGGAGGUGCAGAAGGACAUCAAGCUGUUCCCGUACAAGAUCAUCAACAAGGACGGGAAGCCGCACAUUCAGGUGCAGGUGAAGGAUGACGAGGCGAAGGUGUUCACGCCCGAGGAGAUCAGCGCCAUGGUACUGCUGAAGAUGAAGGAGACCGCGGAGGCGUACCUGGGGAAGAAGAUCAAGGACGCCGUGGUGACGGUGCCCGCGUACUUCAACGACGCGCAGCGACAGGCGACGAAGGACGCCGGGGUGAUCGCGGGGCUGAACGUGGCCCGCAUCAUCAACGAGCCGACCGCGGCCGCCAUCGCGUACGGGCUGGACAAGAAGGGCGGGGAGAAGAACAUUUUGGUGUUCGAUUUGGGCGGCGGCACGUUCGACGUGAGCGUGCUGACCAUCGACAAUGGCGUGUUCGAGGUGCUGUCGACGAACAGCGACACGCACCUGGGAGGGGAGGACUUCGACCAGCGCAUCAUGGAGUACUUCAUCAAGCUGAUCAAGAAGAAGUACAACCGGGACAUCGGCAAUGACAAGAAGGCGAUCGGGAAGCUGAGGAGGGAGGCGGAGAGAGCGAAGAGGGCCCUGAGCAACCAGAACCAGAUCCGCGUGGAGAUCGAGUCGCUGUUCGACGGCGUGGACUUUUCGGAGCCCCUGACCCGGGCGAGGUUCGAGGAGCUGAACAACGAUCUGUUCAGGAAGACGAUGGGGCCCGUGAAGAAGGCGAUGGAUGAUGCCGGGCUGAAGAAGACGGACAUCGACGAGGUCGUGCUGGUGGGAGGCAGCACCCGGAUUCCGAAGGUACAGCAGCUGUUGAAGGACUACUUCGACGGCAAGGAGCCGAACAAGGGCGUGAACCCGGACGAGGCGGUGGCGUACGGGGCGGCGGUGCAGGGAGGGAUCCUGAGCGGGGAGGGAGGCCAGGAGACGAAGGACGUAAUUUUGCUGGACGUGACGCCGCUGACGCUGGGAAUCGAGACGGCGGGGGGAGUGAUGACGAAGCUGAUCCCCAGGAACACAAUGAUCCCGACGAAGAAGUCGCAGGUGUUCACGACGUAUCAGGACCAGCAGACGACGGUGUCGAUCCUGGUGUUCGAGGGCGAGCGCAGUCUGACGAAGGAUUGCCGCGAGCUGGGGAGGUUCGAGCUGACGGGGGUCCCCGGGGCUCCGAGGGGCGUCCCCCAGAUCGAAGUGACCUUCGAGGUCGACGCGAAUGGGAUUCUGAACGUGAAGGCGGAGGACAAGGGUACGGGGAAGUCGGAGAAGAUCGUGAUUACGAACGACAAGGGUCGGCUGAGCCAGGAGGACAUCGACCGGAUGGUAAAGGAAGCGGAGGAGUUCGCAGAGGAGGACAAGAAGAUGAAGGAGAGGAUCGACGCGCGGAACAGCCUGGAAACGUACGUGUACAACAUGAAGAAUCAGGUGGGCGACAAGCUGGGGGAGAAGAUGUCUGUAGAGGACAAGGAGACGAUCGAGACGGCGACGAAGGAGGCGUUGGAGUGGUUGGACGAGAACCAGAGCGCGGAGAAGGAGGAUUUCGCGGAGAAGUUGAAGGAGGUGGAGGGGAUAUGUAACCCGAUCGUGUCGAAGGUGUACCAGGCGGCGGGCGGAGCCGGCAAGGGGGGCGCAGUUGAGGAGGGGGAGAGCGACAACGAGAGCCACGAGGAUCUGUAAUGGAGGCAGGGGCGGAUGUUGACCGAUGGGGUUGUCGUUCGCAAUUGGCGUGCGCGUGGUGGCGUUGAGAAGGAGAGGUAGGGGGUGCGAUCGCAGGGCCGCGUGUGUAGAACUGGGUGGCAGAAGUGCGGAGGGGUGCCGUGCAACGAGGGCGCGAGGAGUCCUUGCGACGGCGUGGUGCAAUAUGAGUGCCGUAAUCCGGCGCAGCGAGCGCCGAGAGUCGAUGCUUAGGAGCAGCAGAGGUAGCAGCUGUUGCAGGAGACGAGAUUGGGAUAUCGUAGGAAGAGAAAAUGGCUGUGCGGGAGCUUUGUAGGAUUGAGGUAGUUUUUAGUUUCUUCGGCCUGGGCGGGCGUUACCUACAGUUGAUUGGGUGAUACGUGGAUGAUGUGAUGCAUGCGAGACUAAUGUAAAGCCAGCAUCGCUUCAUUUGGUGAUGCAUUCA
Molecule: messenger RNA, 3228 nt
Organism: Physcomitrium patens
Lineage: Eukaryota; Viridiplantae; Streptophyta; Bryopsida; Funariales; Funariaceae
Product: luminal-binding protein 4
Molecular function (GO): ATP-dependent protein folding chaperone; ATP binding
Source: RefSeq, a predicted model, not a curated record